CCGCCAGAUUAGAGGCAGUAGGGAUGUUCUCUUGCUAAAUGCGUGAAUUAGACCAAUUUUCUGUCCUGCUGAGCAUUUAAAAUGUAACGAGUAGCCUACUUUUGGGUGUCAGGGAAAUGUUUGGAGUAAAACGUACAUUGUGUAGUGAAGUAAAAGUUGUCAAAAAUAUAAAAAGUAAAGUAUAGAUACCUUAAGUACUUUACACUGUAGGCUACGUAUACUGUUGACAUUUAAGAGGCUAAUAACGUUACUUAUAGGGACAUACAUACGCAUGCAUUUAUUGUAAUAUGGUUAACAAUAACCUCGCAUCCUUUUAAUUAUAGCGUCUCUACUUACAAAGUUGCAUCUGCAUGCCAUUCGGGACACAAAGCUGGUGGGGCAGAAUUCAGGGGAGCACACCCUUUCUGGAGCUGCUGCCUGUAACAACUGCGGAAUAAAACAAAAGUCGUUUAUAAUGGAAGCAAAGUCGUAAUUAUAAAGUUGUAUGUACGCGAGUCAGAUGUUUAGAAAAACGCAGGGAAAAACGGUGGACACUUUGAUUGUUUGAGUUUUAAAUGUUGAGGAAAUCAAUCACCCCAUGUCUCGAGCCACUACACCGGUGGUGCACGGUCUACGGCGGCGAAGGGCUGGCGUGAUCAGGCCAGCAAUCGGCCUAGUCAAGUGAUUCCCAAAGUGUCAGAUAUAGCUUGCUCGCCAGCUAGCUAACUUGCUGAACUACUUUUGUCAACCAACGUCGUUGACGUCCCUAAUGUGGCAAUUGAAAGUUCCUGGUUUCAAAUUGUGGCUACUACUAGUCAUUGUUAAUCGACUUUUUAACUAACGUUAGCAAAGUACCUUACUAGCUAGCUCAGCUACCAGUUGGCUAUGUUGGACUGAGCUAGCUAGCCAGUAAACACAGCUGGCGAGUUCCAGUUUUUAAACUAGAUUUAUUUCCGUUUUAGGUCCGCCAGUGUCUUGGCAAGUUGUCAUGUAAGAUUAUUUUUAAUUUUCUUCGUGUAAGCGUCUUGCAUAUUAUUAUUUUUUACAUCUUGGUUUUAAUGAAUAACUAAUUAGCCAGUUAGCAAUGUCUCUGCCAUCCGCCGAUAUGAUCGAAACUCCCCCUGGAUAUCCCUUUGAAGAAAUAGAUUAUGUGGAUAUUGAAGUUGAAGAGGUUGUGGGGAGAGGUGCAUUUGGUGUUGUCUGCAAGGCCAAAUGGAAAGGCAAAGACGUCGCAAUCAAGACAAUAGAGAGUGAAUCUGAAAGGAAAGCGUUCAUAGUUGAGCUGCGACAGCUUUCGCGUGUGAAUCACCCCAACAUUGUGAAGUUGUAUGGCUCAUGCAAUAUUCCGGUCUGCCUGGUGAUGGAAUAUGCUGAAGGGGGGUCUCUGUACAAUGUGCUGCAUGGUGCUGAACCCCUCCCCUAUUACACUGCUUCCCAUGCCAUGAGCUGGUGUUUUCAGUGUUCCCAAGGGGUCGCCUAUCUCCAUGGCAUGAAACCAAAGGCUCUCAUUCACAGGGACCUCAAGCCACCCAACCUGCUCCUGGUUGCCGGUGGCACCGUGCUGAAGAUAUGUGACUUUGGGACAGCGUGUGACAUUCAGACCCACAUGACCAACAACAAAGGAAGUGCUGCUUGGAUGGCCCCAGAGGUGUUUGAAGGCAGCAAUUACAGCGAGAAGUGUGAUGUGUUCAGCUGGGGCAUCAUUCUCUGGGAGGUGAUCACACGCAGGAAGCCCUUUGACGAGAUUGGAGGGCCGGCCUUCCGCAUCAUGUGGGCUGUGCAUAACGGUACCCGGCCACCGCUCAUCAAGAGCCUACCCAAACCCAUUGAGAGCCUGAUGACCCGCUGCUGGUCUAAAGACCCCUCUCAGAGACCCUCCAUGGAGGAGAUAGUCAAGAUCAUGACCCAUCUUAUGCGAUGCUUCCCAGGAUCUGAUGAACCCUUGCAAUAUCCGUACCAGUCUUCAGAUGAAGGACAGAGUAGCUCGGCCACCAGUACAGGUUCCUAUGUGGAUUACACUUGCAACAGCAAUAAGAGUGACACAAACAUGGAGCAUGGGGACUCUCCAGGGAGCAACGACACCAUCAAGAUCACACCUCAGUUUGCACAUCAGUUCAGGCCAAAGGUAGACCCGUUGUGGAGCCUGCCUCUGUCCAGAGGGAGCAGUGUUGAGAGCCUGUCGGAGCGAACACACAGUCUGCUGCCCUCAGAGAGCAAAAGAAUGAGCGCAGACCUGUCAGAGCUGGAGCACAGGGUGCCUUUCGCUCCCACAGCACGUCCCCAGUAUAAACGAGGCCACCGUAAAACGGCGUCAUUUGGCACCAUUCUGGACGUUCCCAAGAUCGUCGUCACAGCCACCUGCGAGGUGCAGAGACGGAGAUCUGUACAGGACCUCCCUGGGGUCGGCACAGAGUCCAGCCAGGGGAGCCGGAACAGCAGCAGGUCAUCCAGUCCCAGUGUGAGGAUGAUGCCGCCUGAUAAGACCAGCAGCAGAGGCUAUAGCUUCUCUCCCGAUGACCCCACAGAUACCAACGGCUCAGACAACUCCAUUCCCAUGGCAUAUCUCACUCUGGACCACCAGCUGCAGCCCCUCGCUCCUUGCCCAAACUCCAAAGAGUCCAUGGCUGUGUUUGAGCAGCACUGUAAAAUGGCCCAGGAGUACCUAAAAGUGCAGACAGAAAUCGCCUUGCUGAUCCAGAGAAGGAAGGAGUUGAUCGCUGAACUGGACCAAGAUGAGAAGGACCAGCAGAACACGUCCCGCCUGGUCCAGGAGCACAAGAAGCUGCAGGAGGAGAAUAAGUCUCUGUCCACCUACUACCAGAAGUGCAAGAAGCAGCUGGAACUGAUCCGCGCCCAACAACCGAAGAGACAGGGCACCUCAUGAUGAUCCACAAGCUGGCCCCUACCUGGCUCAUGCUGCAGAGACACAAACAAACUCUCCCCAUGUCAUAUCCCCUGUUCUCCUCCUCUUCUCUUCCUCUCCUCUACUGAUCUGGGUCACCUGUAGUCUGGUCUGAAACCCAAACCUCUACUGUUCUGGGUCACUUGUAGUCUGGUUUGAAACACUAAACUCUACUUUCCCGGGUCACCUGUAGUCUGGACUGAAACCCAAACCUCUACUGUCCUGGGUCAGCUGUAGUCUAGACUGAAACCCAAACCCUACCUGCAAAGCAUUUGCCGCUAUCUCUCUCCUCCUCCCUCUGCCCUAUGUUAGCUAUGAUCUCAACCUAGGUGCCCCUGCCCACCAGCACCUGGGCCCUGUAGGUUCCAGUGGAUCUUGUUUUACCUUGUACUGUAAAGAGACCUGUGUUUUACUGUAUACCUGCGUGUUGCGUCAGACACACUGCUGAUAACAUGGAAUGGACAAUAAGGUGCACUCAAGCAGGCUGUUAUGGAAAGUCUCUGUGUCCAUAUGUAUGCACAUCUUUACAGUAUAUUCUUUGAUUGCAGACCAAAACAAUCAGCAUCUAUCUACCCUCUCUCUCCAUAAAGCGCUGUAGUCAUGAGGUUGUGAUUGCCCUAGGUACAGUGAACACAGAGGGCAGAGAAGUGGGCUUCUAGCCCUCAAUGGUCAGCCAUCCUUUGGGUCAGAAAGGAUGCUUCUUGAGGUGUGAGUCCUGUACAGUAACCUCCUAUUGCCUUGUGUUCCACAGCCUGAUGGAAGGGGAGGCCAGUGAGGGGUGUGAAAUAUGUUUGUCUCUAUUGCUCUCAGGGCCCCUCGGACCCUCCCCUGGGCUGCCUGGUCCGUGUGUGGGUCCUCCUCCCACAGUCCAGUCCUCCCGUUGGUUAGUCUGACCCUGACCUGUCUUCCUUACUGGCUAGUGGCCAUGUGUCCUUGAGAAUGUGAAAAACAAAGAUGGACGUGUGAGUUACGUUCAGAAUUUGGCGUUUUAAAUCAUUACGAACUGAAUUUAUUUGACUGUGAACACUAAGUUCUAAGUGUGUUUUUUACCCUCUUAGGCAGAAAUAGCCACUCUUGUAUCUCUUGUAUCUCUUGUAUCUAUAUAAUGUAGACGUCUCCGUUCUCGCUCCUAGUUUUUAUGGCAGCCUCACAGAAGAAAUCCACCACAACCUGACAACCUAUCUGAAACUAUUUAAUGUAAGUUGCAUUCAUUUUAACGGUGGAUGUAUUUUAGAUAUGCCUUGCAUAUCCAUGAUGUGUCUGUGGAUAAAAAAAAGAAUGUCUUGACACAAGCAAAAUAUGAGACUUUAUUUUUUCAACCUGCUUAAGUAAAAUAAACUUUGUACGAGGUUGAAAGUGCAACAUGUUUAAUCAAGA
This is a messenger RNA of Oncorhynchus kisutch (coho salmon), 4258 nucleotides long. RefSeq names its product mitogen-activated protein kinase kinase kinase 7. Gene Ontology annotation, molecular function: magnesium ion binding; ATP binding; MAP kinase kinase kinase activity. The record is from RefSeq and is a predicted model, not a curated record. The coding region runs from base 1064 to 2863 and encodes 599 amino acids. Gene Ontology annotation, biological process: immune response; protein phosphorylation; positive regulation of canonical NF-kappaB signal transduction. NCBI's taxonomy places the organism in Eukaryota, Metazoa, Chordata, Actinopteri, Salmoniformes, Salmonidae. The transcript has 17 exons.